GUCUUCUCGAUCAUUCCCCCCAAGAACAUGACGCAAUCCAUGACAUGUUCGAGGUAAUUUCUGGAAAAAUAACGUAGGGCAUGACGAUAACUAGCUUUCACCCGUCGUUGGUGCCCGACUAUAUAUAAUCGCUCCGCUUCCCACGCCUCUUCAGUACGAAGUCGGCAUUUGAUCGAGCGAGUUACCUUCAAAAAACAUAACGAUAAAACAGACAUGGUGUCAGCCGAGAAGGGUGUAAAGUUGCUAGACUUCUGGGUCAGCCCAUUCGGACAGCGAUGCAGGAUCGCUCUAGCGGAGAAGGAGGUGGAGUACGAGUACAAAGAAGAGGAUUUAUCACAAAAGAGCGAACUUUUGCUGAAAUCAAACCCAGUGCACAAAAAGAUCCCCGUCCUCCUCCACGACGGCAAGCCCAUCUGCGAGUCCCUCAUCAUCAUCGAAUACAUCGACGAAGCCUUCCCUGCCAAAACUCACAUCCUCCCCUCAGAACCCUACGCUCGAUCCCAGGCCCGAUUCUGGGCCGACUUUAUCGACAAGAAGGUCUAUGAUUGUGGAUCGAAGCUUUUGAAGUCAAAUGGGGAGGCGCAGGAGGAGGCGAAGAGGGAAUUUAUCGGGAUAUUAAAGACGCUGGAGACGGAGCUCGGCGGGAAGACGUACUUCGGCGGGGAUGAUUUCGGUCUUGCCGACAUCGCGUUCGCGCCAUUCACGUCUUGGUUCUACUGCUUCGAAGCUUUCGCGGGAUUAAGUGUUGAGAAGGAGAUACCGAAGCUGGCGGCGUGGGGAAAACGCGUCAUGGAGCGGGAGAGCGUUGCCAAAUCUCUGUACGACCCGAUCAAGAUUUACGAUUUCUUCAGCUUGAUUAGAAAGAAGUUUGUGGACGAGUGAAAUACGCUUGAUCAAUUAUUAAUCCAAUGAAAGUGAAAGAAAAAUUAAAAAAAUUUGUUUUAGAACAGGA
Molecule: messenger RNA, 952 nt
Organism: Phalaenopsis equestris
Lineage: Eukaryota; Viridiplantae; Streptophyta; Magnoliopsida; Asparagales; Orchidaceae
Product: glutathione S-transferase U19-like
Exons: 2
Coding region: 214-882 (222 amino acids)
Biological process (GO): glutathione metabolic process
Cellular component (GO): cytoplasm
Molecular function (GO): glutathione transferase activity
Source: RefSeq, a predicted model, not a curated record